CCCUGGGGAAUUCUCGCCGAAUCCCAUCUCAAUGCUUUGGAUUAACCGCUCUAUCCCUCCCUCCCUCCCUCCCUCCCUUCCUCUCUCUCCAACGCGUUGCAUUCAUUUAGGCUCCUGCGUCUCCUCGCUGCCUGCCCGUUUUGUUUUGUUGCUGCUUUUCGACGGUGAAUCUGUAACAAAAAAAAAACCCUCCACACAUUGCAGGCGCGAAUCACAGCUUGUGUUUCACCAGCGUCAACUCCAACGAGGCUAGUCCCGAAUGGACAGAGUGUAAGAUUGUCUGCGUAUGAUAUGGUGUCCUGACGUAUUUUGUCUCGUGGAGCUACCGAGUUUUAACAAGUGCUUGGCUGAGAUGGUUUUAUCCCAGAGAUUGACAUCCGAGUUGUUGGAAAAAGAUUUGAGAAUGUCUAAGUUAAAGAAGUGCAGUGCCUCCAGGUUGCUACAACCAGAAUAUUUCUGAGUGCUUUGAAAGCCAUGGAUAGAUGUAAGCACGUGGGGCGGCUGAGACUGGCCCAGAACCACUCCAUAUUGAAUCCCCAGAAGUGGCAUUGUGUGGAGUGCAACACCACCGAGUCCGUGUGGGCCUGCCUGAAGUGCUCCAACGUGGCUUGUGGCCGCUACAUCGAGGAGCAUGCUCUCAAACACUUCCAGGAGACCAGGCAUCCUCUGGCGAUGGAGGUCAACGAACUCUACGUCUUUUGUUACCUCUGCGACGACUAUGUGUUGAACGAUAACGCCACGGGCGACUUGAAACUGUUGAGGAGCACGCUGAGUGCCAUCAAGAACCAGAAGUGCGGGCUGGCGGCUCGCAACGGCAGGGCGCUGCGUUCGCUGGCCUGCGGCGAAUCCCCCUGCGCCUUCCAGAACGGCCGCGGCGGGCCGGCCCACAGCACGGAGCGGAUGUUCACCGCCCUGUGGCACCGGCGGCAGACGCUGCUGGCCAGGGCCGUGCGCACUUGGUUCGACCAGACGGCCAGCGGCCGGCGCCGGCUGGAGGAGAGGCGGCUGCAGGAGGAGGCGGAGCGGCGGAGGGAGGAGGCGAGGAGGCGGCGGCAGGACCUGAAGCGCAAGUUCAUGGAGGAGCUGGCCAGCGCGCCUCCCCGCAAGAGCGCCAGGAUCCUCUUCCAGAUCCACAAGGAGGACCACAUCUCCAGGAAGUGCCGGAAGGCCGCGGCGAAGAAGGUGCUACAAACUGGCCCUACCUCAAAACGGCAGCGCAACAAGAUGAAACGUUACUACGCGGCCCGGCGCAAACCGGUGGUGACGCCCGGCGUGACGGGACUGCGCAACCUGGGCAACACCUGCUACAUGAACUCCAUCCUACAGGUGCUCAGCCACUUGCAGAAGUUCAGGGAGUGCUUCCUGACCCUGGACCUCUGCGAGACCGAGGAACUGCUGGCUAGGACGGCCAACGGGAAGACCAGAUUGUCCAACAAGGUCAGCCUGGGGCUGCACCCCCCCGCCCCUUGCACGGCGGACCGCAGCGAGCACGUGGGGCCUUCCGGGAGGUACGGCCUGCCCGCCGGCUUGAACGGGGGAGCCUCCAUCGCUCGCAGCCUGGAACUGAUCCAGCCCAAGGAGCCCAGCUCCAAGCACAUCUCCCUCUGCCACGAACUCCACACCCUCUUCCGGGUGAUGUGGUCGGGGAAGUGGGCUCUGGUGUCUCCCUUUGCCAUGUUGCACUCUGUGUGGAGCCUGAUCCCGGCGUUCCGAGGCUACGGGCAGCAAGACGCUCAGGAAUUUCUCUGUGAACUGUUGGACAAGGUGCAGCAGGAGCUGGAGUCGGAAGGCACAAAGCAUAGGAUCCUCAUUCCGUUCUCCCAGAGGAAGCUCACCAAGCAGGUGCUCAAGGUGGUCAACACCAUCUUUCAUGGGCAGCUGCUCAGCCAGGUCACGUGCCUAACGUGUAACUACAAAUCCAACACAGUUGAACCCUUUUGGGAUCUGUCCUUGGAAUUCCCGGAACGUUACCAUUGUCUACAGAAGGGUGCUACACAGCACAAGGAAUGCACGCUGACAGAGAUGCUGGCUAAGUUUACAGAAACCGAGGCUUUGGAGGGGAGGAUUUACGCCUGCGACCAGUGUAACAGCAAACGACGGAAGUCCUCGCCAAAGCCUCUUGUCCUGACAGAAGCUCAGAAACAGCUCAUGAUUUUUCGACUACCUCAGGUUCUCAGAUUGCACCUUAAACGGUUCAGCUACUGUGUGUUUAGGUGGUCGGGCCGCAACCACCGAGAGAAGAUAGGGGUGCACGUCAGCUUCGACCAGGUGUUAAACAUGGAACCGUACUGUUGCCGGGAAUCAACCUCCUCCUCCUCCUCCUCCUCCUCCUCCUCUCUCGGCAGGGAAAGCUUCAUCUACGACCUCUCGGCUGUGGUCAUGCAUCACGGCAAAGGCUUUGGCUCAGGACAUUACACGGCCUACUGUUACAACACCGAGGGAGAAUUCUGGGUGCACUGCAACGACUCGAAGCUGAACGUGUGUAGCGUGGAGGAGGUGUGCAAGACCCAGGCCUACAUUCUCUUUUACACUCAACGGAGUGUGCGCAGCAACGUGGACUUUGUGGCGGACAUGCAUUCUGAACCUCAGGUGCCAAGCAGAAACACGGACAAGAGCAGGAGACUGCCCUUCCCGUAAGACCAGGGAUCGCAACUUCCCCGCGACUGGAAUUCCCCCUCCGAUACCACGCGCCAGCCAGUGGGAUUGGUCUGGCAGCCGUCUUAAGCCCUGCUGUCUGUCUCCUCAUGUAGGUGCCCUGGGUCACGUUAACCGAAGCAUUUAUAACUUUCCUAUGCAUAUUAUGGUAGGGUUUAAUUCCAUACUUGUCAAUUAAAAUGGUUUGUUCAAAGUGUCUGGGACAGGUUGAUGUCACCUGACCAGCCCUGCCGACCACGGUGAUGUGACCCCCCCCAGGUGAUGCACCACCCCCCCCCCCCCUCCCCCUCGCCCACCGU
Molecule: messenger RNA, 2954 nt
Organism: Leucoraja erinaceus (little skate)
Lineage: Eukaryota; Metazoa; Chordata; Chondrichthyes; Rajiformes; Rajidae
Product: ubiquitin carboxyl-terminal hydrolase 49-like
Exons: 7
Coding region: 475-2637 (720 amino acids)
Biological process (GO): protein deubiquitination
Cellular component (GO): cytoplasm
Molecular function (GO): zinc ion binding; cysteine-type deubiquitinase activity
Source: RefSeq, a predicted model, not a curated record